AUGGUGGGCGGAAGAGCCGUGUGCUUGGCGAUGCUGGUGCUGGUUGUGUCGCCGGCGGUGUCCUCUGACGGCGAGGCUGCGACGUCCGCCGGCGGCGGCGGCCAGCAGCCGGUGGCUACAGGGCGGCAGCAGCAGCAGCCGGACACGAACGUGCUGUGCGUGAGCAAGUGCGGGACGUGCCCGGCGGUGUGCUCGGCGCCCCCGCCGCCCGCGUCGUCGUCGUCGUCGGACGCCGGGGACAGCACCGCGCCGCCGAAGUCCGGAAGCGGGUACCCACCGCCGUCGCCGAAGAGUGGCGGGGGAUAUAGCUCGCUGUCGCCUCCGGCGGGGCAGAGCAAGGGAGCUGGUGGGCGGCCCAGCAACUACUACUACUUGUUCACCUCCGCGGCGGGCGGGCGGACACGUGGCAGCGGCGGGGCGACCGCCUUGUACGCGUCGGGCCUCGUGGCGCUCGUCGCCGCUGGCUUGCAGUGA
Miscanthus lutarioriparius is the source of this 474-nucleotide messenger RNA. The record is from the annotation of a GenBank genome assembly. Lineage: Eukaryota; Viridiplantae; Streptophyta; Magnoliopsida; Poales; Poaceae.